Molecule: messenger RNA, 1207 nt
Organism: Dipodomys spectabilis (banner-tailed kangaroo rat)
Lineage: Eukaryota; Metazoa; Chordata; Mammalia; Rodentia; Heteromyidae
Gene: Mlf2
Product: myeloid leukemia factor 2
Exons: 8
Coding region: 213-956 (247 amino acids)
Biological process (GO): regulation of DNA-templated transcription
Cellular component (GO): nucleus; cytoplasm
Source: RefSeq, a predicted model, not a curated record
AGGAGAGGCUCCGCGGGCCGAAGGCGGGGGCACGGAGGUGGCAGCUGGAGGCAGGAGGCGGCGCGGGCGGCCCCGAGCUCGAGCCCCGACCAAUCGCUGCGUCCCGGGCCGCGACCCUGCGCCUGCCGCGCACCCGAGGAGCGGAGCCGGCCCGGAUGGGCCGCUGAGCCCGAGUCGGGGACCGCGUGGAGCCCCCAGGAGCUGAGACCAGGAUGUUCCGUUUCAUGAGGGACGUGGAACCCGAGGAUCCCAUGUUCCUGAUGGACCCUUUUGCAGUUCACCGCCAGCACAUGAGCCGCAUGCUGUCCGGGGGCUUUGGCUACAGCCCCUUCCUCAGCAUCACCGACGGUAACAUGCCCGCCACCAGGCCUGCUAGCCGCCGGAUGCAGGCUGGGGUGGUGUCUCCCUUCGGGAUGCUGGGAAUGUCCGGCGGCUUCAUGGACAUGUUUGGGAUGAUGAAUGACAUGAUUGGCAGCAUGGAGCACAUGACAGCGGGGGGCAACUGCCAGACCUUUUCUUCUUCCACCGUCAUCUCCUACUCCAACACGGGCGACGGCGCCCCCAAAGUCUACCAGGAGACGUCGGAGAUGCGCUCGGCCCCGGGCGGGAUCCGGGAGACGCGGAGGACGGUGCGGGACUCGGACAGCGGCCUGGAGCAGAUGUCCAUCGGCCACCACAUCCGGGACCGCGCGCACAUCCUGCAGCGCUCCCGCAACCACCGCACCGGGGACCAGGAGGAGCGGCAGGACUACAUCAACCUGGACGAGAGUGAGGCCGCCGCCUUCGACGACGAGUGGCGGCGGGAGACGUCGCGCUUCCGGCCGCAGCGCCCGCUGGAGUUCCGGCGGCACGAGGCGGCGGCGGGCGCGGGGCGCAGGGCCGAGGGCCCCCCGCGCCUGGCCAUCCAGGGCCCCGAGGACUCGCCGUCGCGCCAGUCCCGCCGCUACGACUGGUGAAGCCGCGCGCCCCGGCCCGCGCCCCGUCCGCGCAGCCCCAGGUCACCCCGACAGCGUCGUCCCCACCCCCGGCCCGACGGAAUAGUAACUCCACUAACGCGCGCUGCGGGCCGGGCGCGCCGCCCCGCCCCGCCCCGCAGCCCCGCCCCGCCCCGCCCGCACCCGCUCACAGAUCCACGCCCCGCUCUUUAUUUUUCUGAUUAGGGCGACUCGCAGCUAGGUGUUUCUGGAAUAAAGGAGAACGGAACACA